CGGAGGACGGGGAGGGAGGUGUGGGGCCGGGUGUGCACACCGUCUAUAUAUACCACCGUGGCACCGGCGCCGGAGGAGUCACGGAGCAGAGGAGCCAGCGGCUGACAGCACACCCGCAGCCGCUGCCGUUGGCACCAUGAGGGCCGUGCUCUGGGACCUGCUGCUGCUCUGCCUCUUCGCCCGGGCACGGGGCGACUGCCGGGGGGACUGCCUGCGCUGCGACCGCCAACUCUACAGGGACAGCUUCGACGUCCUCGUCUGCAUCCUGGAGUGCGAAGGCGAAGCUGUGCCGCGGGCCACCUGGGAGAUGUGUGCCGCCUCCAACCGAGCCGCCCCGCGGCGGGGGGCCACCGGUGCUGGCGUCUUCGGUGCCGCGGGGCCGGCGGAGGCGGCGGCGAGCCCGCUGCAGGUAAGCGAGCUGCUGCGGCGGCGGGACGCCGAAGACGGAGGCGCGGGGACGGCGCCGGGCGCUUUCCCGUCGCGGGACGAGGACAUUUCCCGGCGGCUCGGCGGUGGCUUCCCGCGGGGGACGCGCGGCUCGUGGCCGGCGGCCCGAGGGGUGCAGAAGCGGUACGGGGGCUUCAUCGGGGUGCGCAAGUCGGCGAGGAAGUGGAACAACCAGAAGAGGUUUAGCGAGUUCCUGAAGCAGUACCUGGGCAUGUCGCCCCGCUCCAGUGAGUACGACAUUGCCGGCGACCUCAGCGAGCACAACGAGAUCUAGCCGGCCCCGCGGCACCCAUUUGGAGGUGGAUCUGCCAUGGCCAAAAAAGUCAACCCAUUGCUCCCCUGCCCCGAAACCUCCGUUAGGAAUCGCGAGCCGGUCCCAUGCGUGCCCGGUUUUCUCCAGGAAGCGAUGGCUGCUUUAUUUUUAAUUUUAUUUUUCAUUGCACCCCCCCCAAAGUGCCAUAGUUUUGCCCCAUAAGACCCCACCCAUCCCUGGCCCCUUUUAUUUCUUUGUUGUUUUUUGUGUUUUUUUUUCCUAGUAGUUGGGUUUUGCCCAAUAAAUGCCGUUUUCGCCCCGCUGAAUGGCGAUGCUGGAUCUGGGUGGGGAUGCUCCAGCGCUGCAUUCCCCAUUCCCACGGGUGCAAAUUAAAAAUGGGGGGAAAAAAAUAAAAAUGGCUUGAAAAGACCAAGCCACGAGGCAAGGCUGCAUGUCCCUGGCUCGGUGACAGCCCCAGGAAAGUCCCUUUGCCAUCGGUCACACCGGGAUGAUGGGCGAAAGGGUUUUGUCCCCAACACCAAAUAGGUACACAGAAUGUUUCAGCCCCCAAAAAGCAGGAAAAAAACUCAAAAAAAGCCAAACUUGUUGCUUUUAGAAAUGAGAUGAAGCCUCCCAAAAGCUUUGUGUUGGCAAAAUCUAGCAGUGAGUGGGGGGGCAGCCCCCGAAAAGCGGUGCCGGCGGGAGGAGAAGCCGGGAUGGUCGGGAUGCUCAGAGCCCCCAGUGCCUGCCCUGCACCCAGCGAGGCCACCCACCUCCCAAAACACCCAAAACUGAGUAUUGGGGGAAUUUUUAAUUCCCCUCCCCUUUUUUAUCUUUUUUUUUUUUUCUUUUUGUGCUGCGAGGCAUCUCCCUAACUUAGGGGAGUUCUCCCCGGCCCCGCAGCCCCCGGGACCGAGCAUCCCGGCCCCUCGCCCGCUCUGCUCUCAGCUGCAUUUCUUUUUCUUUCUUUUUUUUUUUUUUCUGUUUUCUUUCUGUUUUUUUUUGUAGCGUUCCGGCACCGCGUCCCGGCACCCGCCACCAGGCACAGGCAAAAUUAGCCCUGCUCCUGUCCACCCAAGCAGCCUCCACCUCUCUCUGACGGACCCCAAAGCGCUUCAGACUCGCACGCGUUCAGAAAUCACUUUUCUCCCUUCUGGGGAGCAGCCACCUGGGUGCCCGCCCGUGACCGCUCUUCACUCGGUAGCAAUUUAAGCCAGGACGGGAAGGAUUCGGCCACCGCCGGACACGGGAGCGAGGACGGCGGGGAGGGGGACCACCAAAAAAAAAAAAAAAAAAGAGGAAAACGGGAUUUUUUGCAAAAUUCGCACCUCGCUCGGCCAUUGGAAACACCCCACACAUUGGACGCAGUGGAAAAUAGUGAUUUUUUUUUUUUUUUUGGUUUUGUUCCUCCCUCCCCCCCCCCCCCCCGAUUAUUAUUUCAUGCUUUUGGGCAUCCCCUCCCAGCCCCAGCCCCCCGCCAGGACCCUGGCCGGGGGAUUUAUCCACACCCCCUGGAUUUAUCCCCACCUUUUGGCUGGGGGAUGCUGAGACACCGAGAGGUCGCAUCCCGCCGUGGCUCAGUCCCCGUGCGCCUGCAGGAGGGGACCGGAGCACGGUGCAGCACCCAGAGCUGGGUAGAAAACACCUGGAAUUGUGGUUUUAUUUUUUUUUCCAAUAUAAUUUAUUAUUAUUGUUGUUUUUUGCGCUUUCCUUGAGGUUUGAUAAGGACUCCGGGGUUGACUUCUUUGCUCAGCAACACAGCCGCGCGUGCGUCUCUUGUCGCGUCCCCCCGGCAUGUAUCGCAUCCCAGCUGCCGUCCCCGCCGGGGUGCCUUCCCGGGGCUCCCAGCGUGACCCCGGAGCCGUGUGUGUCCCCCCCAACCCUUCUGCCUAAUUUGCUGCCCGAAGCAUGUCCCGCGUGCCCCGCGCCCGGGUCUCACCCGCAGCGCCGCCCCUUCGCCCUUUGUACAAAAAAAAUGAUAAUAAAAAACCCGACACACCCCGUGGAAACAAACAAACAAACAAAAAAAAACAGCAAAAAAAAAAAUCUCGCCCCCCCUCU
Messenger RNA from Cygnus olor (mute swan), 2761 nucleotides. RefSeq names its product prepronociceptin (gene PNOC). The coding region runs from base 137 to 721 and encodes 194 amino acids. Gene Ontology annotation, biological process: chemical synaptic transmission; sensory perception; neuropeptide signaling pathway. The record is from RefSeq and is a predicted model, not a curated record. Lineage: Eukaryota; Metazoa; Chordata; Aves; Anseriformes; Anatidae. The transcript is spliced from 3 exons. Gene Ontology annotation, cellular component: axon terminus; plasma membrane; neuronal cell body. Gene Ontology annotation, molecular function: opioid receptor binding.